AUGGGCGCUCUUAUCAACAUUACUCCCUCACGAAUGGUACAUAUUUUGCACCCAUCGAUGAGCCAGCUGGAUGAGAAGCGCAGGUUUUACGGAAGUCGAGUCGAGACUCUUGACGUUGCCAAUGUGCGGCUGGUCGAGUGCUCAAGCGAGGAGCGAAGCCAGCAACCCAGCAUUCAAGUGGCUGCUCGUCCCUUUUAUGAUUUCCAGGGAAUGAUUCGUAAUGACUGGUGGAUGGACACUCGGUACCGACAGUUUGGGCCCGAUGUGCAAGAGAGUUAUUACCAGCGGCCGCAACAGGUCCGAGACCUCACAAUAUCACGAUGA
Molecule: messenger RNA, 324 nt
Organism: Fusarium odoratissimum NRRL 54006
Lineage: Eukaryota; Fungi; Ascomycota; Sordariomycetes; Hypocreales; Nectriaceae
Exons: 4
Coding region: 1-324 (107 amino acids)
Source: RefSeq, a predicted model, not a curated record